UAAAAUUGAAAAAACCAUGGGCGUAUGGUAAGGUUAGGUUGGUUUUAGGGCUUGGAGAAGUCAGUUUUAGCUGAUUAAAAAGCCGUUACCUAUCAGCAAAUGCCAAAAGCCAAAACCCACCAGAGCCAGGCCUGAACCAACUUUCCCCGUAUAUAUAUGUAUAGAUACAACGCACUUCCCACCGUGAUCACUAUCAGUAUUAUUAAUAUUAGGUUUUUAAGUCUCAAAACUUAGAUCCUUUCGUUUUCUCCGCUCCCAAGCUCCCUCAGAGUUAAGAUGACGACUGUGAGCCUUACUUCCCCUUGUAUUGUUAAAGCUGCAAUCCCCCAUCGAUUUACAAGUGGUAUUGUCAAGGCCCCAACAUCUCUUGGAUCUGUUACGAGCAUUUCUAAAUCUUUUGGCUUGAAAUGUUCUUCCAAGUACAGAACCCCGAUGGCAAUGUACAAGAUUAAGCUUGUAGGACCAAAUGGUGAGGUGAGCGAGUUUGAAGCCCCUGAUGAUCAAUACAUUUUAGAUGCAGCUGAGGAGGCAGGAUUAGACCUGCCCUAUUCAUGCAGGGCUGGAGCUUGCUCCACAUGUGCUGGGAAGAUGAUUUCAGGUUCAGUGGAUCAAUCAGACGGUUCCUUCCUUGACGAAAAACAAAUGAAGGAGGGUUAUCUGCUGACUUGUGUUUCAUACCCAACCUCAGACUGUGAGAUUCACACUCACAAGGAAGGUGAUCUCUACUAAGUAAUUUGUGGUCAGAAAUGAGUAGGGUGUCUCAAGUUUGUUGUCUAGAACUCUUAUUUAAAUUUACUUUCAGUGAGGGUAAAUGCUCUGACGGACAGUUUGUUGUCUAGUGUUCUUUGUAACGGUUGUGGCUGAAUGUCAUAUCAGUUUAGAAUUUCAAUCAUAUUUGUGGAUUCCCAUAGUUGAA
Messenger RNA from Durio zibethinus, 916 nucleotides. RefSeq names its product ferredoxin, root R-B2. The record is from RefSeq and is a predicted model, not a curated record. Gene Ontology annotation, biological process: electron transport chain. Gene Ontology annotation, molecular function: electron transfer activity; 2 iron, 2 sulfur cluster binding. Lineage: Eukaryota; Viridiplantae; Streptophyta; Magnoliopsida; Malvales; Malvaceae.